ACGUGGAUGCUUUAGAGGGGCUUGACACCCUGGCCGACCUAGCUAUCUUGGGGGAGGGUGAGUCUCUCCCCACUUCAUCUCAAGUCACCACAAAGCACCCCCGGCAUAGACCUGGCUGCUCAUGUAUCGUAUGUAUUCAACCCCCAAGUGGGAAAGGUCCCAAACACAAGCAGACAUGUACAUGUAAUGUUUGUGAAACAGUGAAGAGACGAUUCCGCACCCUAAUGCUGCGGCGUGAGAAGAAACAGUCACGGAAAGAAGCUGAAACCACUGGCAAGAAGCAGCAAACUCCGUUGCCUGAUAAGAUAGGGGAUGGUGACCUUCCCCCUUGCAAGAAUGCAGAAAAUUGCAGCCCAAAGACGAAAAAGGUUGCCACUGAGGGUUCAGACAAUGAUCCUAACAGAGUAAAAUCUUCAAUUUCACCUUUUAAAGGCCAAAUUGACUUGAAUAUCCAACCUGAGCGAGAAGAAGAGCUUUCACCUGGUUCUGAUUCCGGCAGCAUGAUGAGAUUGCUUCAAGAUGCCACUGACAUAUACCUUAGACAGCACAGCAUGUUGACCUCCAGUAGUAAUAGUAAUUUAGAUGUUACUCAGACACAACCUGGUGGAGGCCUAGGAGAAGUAAAAGAUAGCAGCAGUCUCAAUCUAGGAACUAGUCAUCAACAUGUUGACAGGGAACCUCCAACAAUUUUCUCUACUGAAGUAUCUGCACCCACACCAACCACUGGUUAGAUCAGUGCAUUAUGUUAUGUUGACAAUUAGCAAGUAAUGAACUAUUAUGCCGAUGGCGAUACAGUUUUUGUUUUACACAUCCGCACUGGCAUUAUUCAUUACAGGCUGUACAUAAAAGAAGAGGGGAUAAGAAACUAAUAUCCUCUCUUCAGUGA
Molecule: messenger RNA, 886 nt
Organism: Hibiscus syriacus
Lineage: Eukaryota; Viridiplantae; Streptophyta; Magnoliopsida; Malvales; Malvaceae
Product: B3 domain-containing protein Os07g0563300-like
Exons: 2
Coding region: 225-731 (168 amino acids)
Source: RefSeq, a predicted model, not a curated record